Brugia malayi is the source of this 1155-nucleotide messenger RNA. RefSeq lists its product as uncharacterized. The record is from RefSeq and is a predicted model, not a curated record. NCBI's taxonomy places the organism in Eukaryota, Metazoa, Nematoda, Chromadorea, Rhabditida, Onchocercidae. The transcript has 7 exons. The coding region runs from base 1 to 1155 and encodes 384 amino acids.
AUGGUACUUUUUUUACGUGGACUCACUCUUAUUCAUCGAUACAUUCAUAUUUUUGUGUUAUUCAUUUUCUUUCUAAUAUUUCUUUUAUGGACGCGAAAAGGGUCACAAGUAACAGAGAUUAAAUUAGCAGUAUUGACAAUAUUAAAAGAUUUUACUAAUAUUAACGAUUAUCAAUUAGCAAUGGAAACAUUCGAAUGUUAUUGCAUUUAUCAGCGAUAUGAAUGGGUGAUAAUCGAUGUAUCACAAAAUGAUACAUUAAAAUUACUUUGUCCACAUAAUGAGUUUUUCUUUCAAAGACAUUGUGUAACAGCGCAAUUUUUACAAGAAAAUGAUAAUUUUGAUUAUGUAUUGUUUAUUGAUUCUGAUAUGGGUGUAAUCAAUCCAAAAAAACGCAUUGAGGAAUAUAUUACGGAUGAUAAAGACAUUAUUUUUUAUAAUCGUAUUUGGAAUUUUGAAGUGAUGGCUGGAAGUUAUUUAGCUAAGAAUACUAAAUUUGUUAUCAAUUUUCUACGAAUGUGGGCAAAUUAUAAUUAUCGUUUACCGCAUUCAUUUCAUGGAUCUGAUAAUGCUGCUAUUCAUACAGUUUUAUUACACAUUGCAUCAAUAAGUGUGAAACAUUGUGAACCAUUAUGGAAUAUAUCAAAAAAUUACAAUGAUUUAUUUAUAUACGAAGCUUGUGUACGAGCUCAACUUGAAACAAACGAGAAAUGGAAAAGAAAAAUAAGUGUUCUACCCAAGGGUAAAUCAUGGGCACGUGAUGGUUGGCUUACCAAUUCCAAAUGGUCUGAAGAAGAUUUCAUUUUUCAUGGAUGGCAAAAACGGCGUUUAAAUAAACAUAUAUUUGCAUCAUGGAAAUUGCCAUUUUUAUCAACAAAAUUUAAUAUGUCAAUAUGUGGCACUCAUAAUUACAUUGAAAAUUGGAAAUACAAUAAAAGUUUUGUAAGUGAAUCAAAUGAAAUUCGUACUCAAUUAAAUAGAAUAAUAACUUUAAAAGAUAAUGAAUAUUAUAGGAAGAAAAAAAAAGCAGAAAAUUUAUUAAAUAAUUUGAUGAAAAAUGACCUAACAUGGCAUUAUAAUUCAUCAAUUAAUUCAUCAUUAUUAGAAAUACCAUUAAAUAUGCAAAAACAAAAUUUAAACUCUCAAAUUUUAGUAUAA